AUGAUGGAUCAAGCUCUUGAUGAGAAUAUUUCCGAAAACGAUGAAGAAGAAAGUUUUUUCCAAGAUGUUGAUAUAUUACAAAAGCAUGGAAUUAAUGUGGCCGAUAUUAAAAAACUGAAAGGUGCGGGAAUUUGUACUAUAAAAGGCAUUCAAAUGUCAACAAAGAAAAAAUUAUCAAAUAUAAAAGGGUUUUCGGAUACAAAAGUAGAAAAAAUAAAGGAAGCAUGUCUGAAAGUAGUCAGCCUUGGGUUUAUGACAGCACUAGAAGUUAGUGAUAGACGAAAACAAGUGUUUAAAAUAAGCACUGGCAGCAGUGAACUUGACAAGCUCCUUGCGGGUGGCAUAGAGUCGAUGGCUAUAACAGAAGUAUUUGGUGAAUUUAGAACUGGUAAAACACAACUGUCACAUACGCUUUGUGUAACCACGCAAAUUCCUAAUGGCAGCUAUUGUGGUGGGAAGGUCAUGUUCCUUGAUACCGAGCAUACCUUUCGCCCUGACAGGUUAAGACCAAUAGCAGAUAGGUUUAAUUUAGAUCAAAAUGGCGUAUUGGAUAAUGUUUUGUAUGCAAGAGCUUAUACUUCGGAACAUCAGGCGGAAUUACUAGAUUUUGUUGCCGCGAAAUUUCACGAAGAGGCGGGAGUUUUCAAACUUCUCAUUAUCGACUCUAUAAUGGCCCUGUUUAGGGUUGAUUUCUCUGGGCGUGGAGAACUAGCAGACCGACAACAGAAAUUAGCUCAAGUUCUUUCUAGAUUACAGAAGAUAUCUGAAGAAUACAACGUAGCGGUAUUUAUAACAAAUCAGAUGACGUCAGACCCUGGGGCUACGUUAUCGUUUCAGGCAGAUCCCAAAAAGCCUAUUGGGGGAAACAUUUUAGCCCAUGCAUCUACUACAAGAAUAUCCCUACGAAAAGGUCGAGGUGAGAAUCGUAUCGCUAAAAUAUACGAUUCUCCAGAUUUGCCGGAGAGCGAAGCAACGUUCUCAAUUACGAGUGGAGGGGUUGCGGAUGCUAAAGAUUAGACAACUGUGUAAUAUUUUUAUAAACAUUCUCUUCAAUAAAAGCAUUAUAAUAAAGCCGGAAAAGUUUUGUAUACAGAAUGACUCAUUAAUAGUUUUUACUUAUAAGAACUUUGCACGGAUUGAAUAACGAGUAUUAUUUCCCAAAAAUAUCGGC
Messenger RNA from Pieris brassicae (large cabbage white), 1171 nucleotides. It is a transcript of the gene Dmc1, whose product is annotated as meiotic recombination protein DMC1/LIM15 homolog. Gene Ontology annotation, cellular component: nucleus; condensed nuclear chromosome. Gene Ontology annotation, biological process: DNA strand invasion; mitotic recombination; chromosome organization involved in meiotic cell cycle. Bases 1 to 1017 code for a protein of 338 amino acids. The transcript is spliced from 5 exons. Gene Ontology annotation, molecular function: double-stranded DNA binding; ATP binding; ATP hydrolysis activity. Lineage: Eukaryota; Metazoa; Arthropoda; Insecta; Lepidoptera; Pieridae. The record is from RefSeq and is a predicted model, not a curated record.